UGCAUUCGUUUGCCUCUUUUACACUGCGUUCUCUCCGUCUCUUUUCUCUAAAUCUCCGCAGCGCGUGAGAGCACCGGACCGCUCGGACAGUCGGAACGCUCCCCUCGGCUCACGCGAGCGGUGCGAACGAAAAGACGCCCGUGUUGGCGAAUAUGCAGAUAUGCAGUGUUUAUCAAAGGGAGGGGAACGAGACUUUGUUGAGGACUGUUCAAAGUUACAAUGACAUGCAGCCGAGACAAAUAAGUUGGCAGUGAAAUAACAAGGGAAUGCGCUUAGGCUAACCAACGCGACGUGUUGGCGCAUACCGCGCGCUGUCACCAUAGACACAUCGCUCGAGAUGAGACAAAAGGGAUUUUGUUUUACUUUCUAAAUGAUCCGCGCUUCAUCUGCCUGACAAUUUGCCUGAAUGCUUUAGAUGCAUCGUGCAACUUUGCCACGCGUAACCAAAUAGGCGCACGGAAUAGUUGCAUUUACGGGUAUUUGUUUGUUAUUCGGCUGCCACUGUAAACAUACCAUUGUGACAUUUGUCGGUUGUCCGGAUAAAAAAAAUAAAUAAAAUACGUGGAGUAUACCGAGAGGGAAUGUGUGAAUGAUUCAGAAUUCCUCUUGGAGAGAGGAUUCUCAGGCCUCAGUGAACGGAUGCGUCAGAUGUUGAUGAGGCUCGACUAGUGUGGACCGUUGAUUCUCCAGCUGCGUGCGUGUCAAUCUGGUCUCGGUGGUUGGAGGAACGCUGCGACUCUAUCCCUCAUCCAUCGUAUCUCCCUCAUCUGUCUCUCCCUCCCCCUCACGCCGGGGCCCAUGUCUGCCAGCGGAGGGUCCAUGGAGGGAAGUCGAGCCGUGGAGGACGAGGAGGCGCAGGACAGCUGCUGCGGGGAGGAAGACUCAUCCCCGGUGGUGGAACGGAGAAACCGCAGCGGCAUCAUCAGUGCUCCGCUCAGCAAGAGCCUGAAGCGGUCUCGGGCUCUCUCGCAGUAUAUCGCCACCUGCUCGGCUGCCGCCGUGGCUAGUGUUGCAAACGCCAACAGACUCGCUCAGAGCUCCAUGGUAGCUUCGGGUGUCAAAGCUCACCCUACAGCUAGCCAGCACAGGUCACAGGUCGGCUACGCCAAACUGGACCGGGGUGCAUUGGUGUCCGGUCUUCUGGACUCUCCUAGCGGCCUGCAUCUGGCCCAGGCUGCUGAGCUCUUGCGGCGGGCCGGGAUGCUGCUUCCUGUCAGCGACCCUUCCAAUGUUAAUGUGGGCGGAGACAUAGAGACAGUCUCAGCAUCUGAUUCGCUGGGAAGUGUGAUGGACUUCCCGUUGCUUGGUAACGGCGGAGUGGGCGGCAGCUUUCCGUAUCACCCGGGGCUCUUCAUAAUGACGCCGGCGGGAGUGUUUCUCGCAGACGGGGCGCUUUCACAUGUAACGGGCGCAUCGGAACACCAGCAGACGCAGAGCGAGAUUUCAUCGGCCAUCAGCGCCAAUGGGAAGAAAAAGAGGAAGCGGUGCGGUCUGUGUCCUCCGUGCCGGCGCAGGAUUAACUGCGAACAGUGCAGCAGCUGCCGCAACCGCAAAACCGGCCAUCAGAUCUGCAAGUUCCGCAAGUGCGAAGAGCUGAAAAAAAAACCCGCCGGCGGGCUGGAGAAGGUGAUGCUGCCAACCGGAGCUCCUUUCCGAUGGUUCCCGUAGGGCAGCUGGAGCCUCCCCCAUGACUUCCAUCCCAUAAUGAAGGACUCCCGAUGUACGCUGACUCCCGUCACACUUCUACUCGGAACGCCAUGGCGCUUGUUGUAAACACUGGGUGCAAACAAACAAAUAAAACAAACGGAGAGAGGAAUGAAAGCACUAUUUGACGACGAACAUGUCCUGAACCAAAAAUAAACAGAGAAUGGCGGAAUGUCAUUCCGCUUUUUUUUUUUCUUUUCUUUUUUUCCUGUUCCAUUUCGGAACCAUCUGAGUUCGGAAUCUUGCCCUUUAUUGGAUGCUCUGGAACUAUUUGCCGCCAAAUGGAAAACGGACAAUCAUUUUUAUUUGUGUGUUUUAGUGUUUUUGUUUGUCCAUGUGUGGAGAAAUGCCGUAAUUUCGUUUAGAGAAUGUAAUCCCAAGGCUCUGUUUUAAAGCUUGUGAUAAUUAAGGAGCACUAUUGUAAUUUAGCACAGUGGUUCUUACCGACUGCCUCAAUGUUACGAUUGCCUUUAUAUGUUGAGGGUUGCUUUAGUUUUUCUCUUUUUUUUUUGGAUUUGUCAUACAGCUUUUUCUCAAUAUUUGAUAUGAAAAAUGACCAUGAAAAACACUCUGAUGUAGCAUCCCUGACUUCAACCAUGCUUGAAAGGUCCUUUUUUUGAGGAGGGAGUUGUUUGUUUUUUAAUGCUGUAGGAUUACUGGGAUUGGAGGGAAGGUGACGCUGAUGAAACUGCAAUAUUGUAUCCAGCUGGAUACCAGCUAUGCGAAGGACCCGCCUCCUUUUUCAUGUAGCCUUAUGGGAUUGGUCAGACGGAAACCACAGGUUAUUAGCAGACCACGAUCUCCGAAAUUCAGGAAUUUAAUGAUGUGUUAUGAUAAUAUUUCUAAGAUUAGUCUUUUUUAUUGUCGAAUUACCCUGAAGCUUGAGUUCCAGAAGUCGCUUUCACAUGAUUUAGGUCAAGAAUAAUACAGUUUAAACCUUACACUAAAUGUAACAAAUUGUCAUUGAGUUUUCAAGGGGUCAUGAAAUAAGAAAACUAAAUCUACUUGAUCUUUUGACAUGUAAGAGCUCAUAGUACUAUAAAAACAUCCUGUACUAUUCAGAGCUGAACACUUUGUGGUUUCUCUAAAAUCAGCUCUUGUUGAAAGGCUGUCUGCUGAAACUGCAGGUUCUGGAAUGUUGUACUUUAUGAUGUCAUAGAAUGGAUAAGCCCGACUGCAAACAAGAUCAUCGCCCUCUUCUACUUUACUGGCUGUUUAGCUCUGCUAAUAUGCAAAACUGUCAGCCAAUCAGAGCAGUGGGUGUGUACUUCUGAAUCUACAGUUGGCCACGCCCCUUCAAACUGCAGAAAAUAGUCAAGUACUUCUUUAUUAUGAUAUUUUUGGAUAUACAAAUAUUGAUAACAUUAUAAGCGCACUUCAGAGAACACUACAAAAUGAAAGCAAAAUUGAUGACCUCUUUAAACUAAUUAGGAUUACUAGACUAUUUCUUUUUGCAUCAUUGCAGCACAAAGAGCUGUAACAAUUUCUGUGAGGGUCAAAUGCACAAAACAUACAUUGAAUCCCUUUACACAAGUCCUGUGAAAGUGACUUUAGGUCAUCCACAUAACGUGAACACCAUGUUGGAUUAGUGGCUUUUCUUUUAGCUGUAAAUGUCAUUUUGGUGUUUUUUUUUUCUUCUUCUUCUUUCUCCCUCAUUCUGAAAUCCUACUCAACUGGAUCACCCCAGCUGAAAUACUGAUCUAGAUUGAGUGAAAUGCACAAUACCAAAACGAUUUCGAGGCAGUAUCCAACAGCACGCCAUUCCCGUGCCGUAUGGGGCCAAAUUUAUCGGUCUGCGUAAAAAAUGAAUGCAUGUAUUUGUGUCCAAAGCCAACCGUUCUGAGGUCUUGGCAGUCCUCAAUUUAAUAAACAGAGGUGCAAACCAAA
Messenger RNA from Danio aesculapii, 3591 nucleotides. It is a transcript of the gene cxxc5b, whose product is annotated as CXXC finger protein 5b. Gene Ontology annotation, cellular component: nucleus. Gene Ontology annotation, molecular function: zinc ion binding; methyl-CpG binding. The record is from RefSeq and is a predicted model, not a curated record. NCBI's taxonomy places the organism in Eukaryota, Metazoa, Chordata, Actinopteri, Cypriniformes, Danionidae. The transcript has 3 exons. Bases 799 to 1668 code for a protein of 289 amino acids.